Molecule: messenger RNA, 1342 nt
Organism: Bufo bufo (common toad)
Lineage: Eukaryota; Metazoa; Chordata; Amphibia; Anura; Bufonidae
Gene: LRPAP1
Product: LDL receptor related protein associated protein 1
Exons: 8
Coding region: 80-1126 (348 amino acids)
Biological process (GO): negative regulation of very-low-density lipoprotein particle clearance; negative regulation of receptor internalization
Cellular component (GO): cis-Golgi network; plasma membrane; rough endoplasmic reticulum lumen
Molecular function (GO): very-low-density lipoprotein particle receptor binding; heparin binding; low-density lipoprotein particle receptor binding
Source: RefSeq, a predicted model, not a curated record
CGGCAGCUCGGUUCUGGGGCCUAACAUUGCGCUGCGGCGGCCGCGGUGUCCCUGUGCUCUCCCGAUCUCUCUCGUAGACAUGUUUGCACCUCUGUGCGGUGUGCUGCUGCUGCUUUGCUCCCUGCAGCCGCUCGGUUCCCGGGCCGGGGGAGGGAAGUAUUCCCGGGACGUGAAUGAGAACCGGGCCGACGAGGAGGUGGUGGAGUUCCGGAUACAGAGGCUGAACCAAGUGUGGGAGAAGGCGCAGAGACUCCAGUUUUCUGCUGUAAAAUUAGCUGAACUUCACAGUGAUCUGAAGAUACAGGAGAAGGAUGAGCUGAACUGGAAAAAGCUGAAGGCAGAAGGAUUAGACGACGAUGGCGAAAAAGAGGCCAAGCUCCGACGCUCUCUAAACGUAAUAUUGGCCAAGUAUGGAUUGGACGGCAGAAAGAAAACAGAGACUGAAGAUAAUAAUUAUAUUAAAGACGGCACAGAGAACGAUGUGUUAAAUGAUCCACGUUUGGAGAAGCUGUGGAACAAGGCAAAGACAUCUGGGAAAUUUUCAGAAGAGGAGGAGGACAACUUGUGGCGGGAGUUCCUCCAUCAUAAGGAGAAGAUGAAUGAGUACAAUAUUUUGCUUGACACUGUGAGCAGGACUGAAGAGAGCCACAAAAAUGUUAUCAAUCCAGAUGAACAUGAGAUCAAGACAGAAGACCUGCACAGCAAACAUGCCGAUCUGAAGGACAAACUCCGAAGCAUAAACCAUGGAUUUGAACGUCUUCGUAAAAUAAGUCAUGAGGGUUACAGCGGUGAAAGAGAUUUUAAUGAGCCAAGAGUAAAUGACUUGUGGGACAUGGCAAGGAGUGCAAACUUUUCUCAGAGCGAACUGGAAUCAUUCAAGGAGGAACUGAAACAUUUUGAAACAAAAAUUGAGAAACACCAACACUAUCAGAAGCAGCUUGAGAUCUCACAUGAGAAGCUGAGGCACAUCGCAGAGAUUGGGGACAAAGAGCAUCUGAAGAAGAGCAAAGAGAAGUAUAACGCCCUCACUGACAAGAUCAAGGAGCUGGGUUACAAGGUAAAGAAGCAUCUCCAGGACUUAACAAGUCGCGUGUCUAAGGACGGGCUCCCCCACAAUGAAUUGUGAUAGAAAUACGAGGUGAAAAAAAAGAGACAUUCCAGUACGCUAACACGAAAGGCCGAAUCGAGUGUACUCGCCGACCGCUGUAUUGAAAGCUCCCCGCUUCUGUCAGGACUGCGGGAGACGUUCCUUAGCAGAUGUGCUCUUCAUCUUGAUGCAUCUCAUGGCUUCCUCAGACGAAGCAUUCAGUCUGUCCAGACACAUUUCUUUGUUAUUUUCUUU